AUGGUAAUGGGUAAUGAGGUACCAGAAAGAAGACGAACCACCCAAGGCAAGUGUCUCCACACCUGGCGCUCUCAUUACCUAUCGGUUUCCACUCCCUUUGCUUCCUCUAAAGUAUUUGCGUCUCGUUUCCGGCGCCGUCUCAGCUGGCCUGCAGGCUCGCCUCCUCGCACCCUUCCUCCUGACGACGGCAUUUUCGUCUCCUCACGCCGUUCCCCUCGCCUUCUGACGCUCCUUUUCGCUUCCUCACAUUCCUUCUUCUCGCCCCCACGCACCCUUCCUCCUCUCCCCUGUUCCUCUUGCUUCCGGACGCUGCUCUUCACUCCCGACGUCCCUUCCUUUCGCCUCCCGACGCCCCAUCCAUUUACCUCACGACGCUCCUUUUCACCUCCCGACGCCCCUUCCUUUUACCUCACGACGCCCCUUCCUUCGGCCUUCAAGAUUGCGCCCCUCGAGUAUCACGAUGACCUCCACGACUGGCUCAACCGGCCGCGCUACUUCGUCAGCCGGCGCGGGAGUCUCGCGAACCCCAAGCAGCGUUUCCCUACGAAGAAGGGAGGUGUGACAGGUCGCCUGGCUCGGAGCCAGUCCCUGCUGAGGAAGCUGCUAGCGAAGGGCAUCUCUUACGGCAACUGGCUGCUCUCUACAAGGGCUUCAUGGCUUCCUCCGCUGGUGCUGCCGAGGCUGCUCAAGAGACUCGCCGUGUCUGCUUUCGUCUUCAUCGCCAUGUGGGUCAUCUUCAGCGGCCUCUUCCUCUCGAGCGCCGAUCUGGCCCAGAAAGAAGACGAAGCCGUAGUCGUCGCCAGAGGCCUUUCUUCGGACGACGCUCUCCUGCACUAUGACCUAGAAGAACUGCAGUCUCCCGAAGGCCGAUAUGACCUUUUCCGGAAGAUCUACGGUGGAGAACAGGCCGCUGGACAUCCCUACAGACAGCUCUACAGGAGACCACUUCCUGUGCAGGAACCUAUUCCUAUGAUGUCACUUGCUCUUCCAGGUCAGCUGCCAGAUGGCGCUGUUCCGGAUGAAGCCAACGACGUGCGUUCCGAUGACGUCGUCUUGAAAUACGAGGACAAGGCCUUGAAGACGAUCGACGGAAGGUACGGCCUCUUCACGAAGAUCUACGGAUGGAGCGCACGCAAAACCGGCUGGUUCCUCAACGCCAAGCUCUAUGGGGACCAGCCGGCCCAUUUCGGCCUGCCGGGACAGCCUGUUGGCGUUCCCGGACAGCCUGUUGGCAAUCCUGGUCAGCCUGUUGGCGGUCUGGGACAGCCUGUUGGAGUUCCUGGUCAGCCUGUUGGCGCUCCGGGACAGCCUGUUCUAAUUCGGUAUCCUGGACAAAACAUUGGCUUACAAGGGCAGCUCCCUGGCCAGCCCGCUGUGCUUCCAGGUCAGCUCCCCGGUAGCGCCCCAGCUCAGCCACCAGCCAUGCCAGGCCAGGCGAAAGGCGUCCAGGGUCAGUCAGGAAUUCUUCCAGGUCAACCGGUCGGUCAACCCGUGCAAGUUCCAGGAAACCAGGCUCUCGGGGCACCAGGUCAGCCUCCGGUUCAGGUCGCUGGAGCACCAGGUCAGCCUCCAGUUCAGGUCGCUGGAGCACCAGGUCAGCCUCCAGUUCAGGUCGCUGGAGCACCAGGUCAGCCUCCAGUUCAGGUCGCUGGAGCACCAGGUCAGCCUCCAGUUCAGGUCGCUGGAGCACCAGGUCAGCCCAGGGACCCGGCGAAUGAAAACGGCGGCUUGGGCGAGAACCCUUUCAACAAGUUCCCUGAAGGAGGAGCCGCCCAGCCCGCAGAAAGCGACGAAAGGGAAGCGGCGGCUGAGGACAUCGUGCCCUCAAGCAAGAACGUGACCAUGCCCGAAACCCGCUUGGUGAUCUUCAGCGCCGUGCCCAAGUGCGGCUCUUCUACCACGGCCAGGCUCUUCAAAACUUUAAGUUCACUAAAUCGUUUCACGGCAAUGGUGCCCCAGAUACGCAUUCAGCCUCGAUUAGCAGAACAACAGCGCGAGAUUCUGCUGAAGAAUCUGAUGACUCAUGCCCUGAAGGUACCCGUGGCCUACGUCAGACACCUCUUCUAUAUGGAUAACAUUAAACUGGGCUUCCCUCAAAUAUCCUGGGUGGCCAUAGUGAGGGACCCUGUGGAACGCCUCAUCAGCCAAUUCUACUACAUUAGGAUCGAAUCUCGCUAUGAUACUAUCAAGUAAGGGAUUCCUUAUGCUUUAUUGUUAUU
This is a messenger RNA of Penaeus indicus, 2219 nucleotides long. RefSeq lists its product as uncharacterized. Lineage: Eukaryota; Metazoa; Arthropoda; Malacostraca; Decapoda; Penaeidae. The record is from RefSeq and is a predicted model, not a curated record. Gene Ontology annotation, cellular component: membrane. The coding region runs from base 1 to 2193 and encodes 730 amino acids. Gene Ontology annotation, molecular function: sulfotransferase activity. The transcript has 6 exons.